This is a messenger RNA of Colletotrichum navitas, 327 nucleotides long. RefSeq names its product stress responsive A/B barrel domain-containing protein. The coding region runs from base 1 to 327 and encodes 108 amino acids. The record is from RefSeq and is a predicted model, not a curated record. The transcript is spliced from 2 exons. Lineage: Eukaryota; Fungi; Ascomycota; Sordariomycetes; Glomerellales; Glomerellaceae.
AUGGCGGGCCGCAUCCAUCGCGUCACCAUGUUCAAGAUUGUCGACGAGGGGCAGCAGAAGCAGAUGAUUGAGCAGUACAAGGCCAUACAGAGUGCGGAGAAGGACGGAAAGCCCUACAUCCUCAGCCUGGUCGUCGGCCACGCCGCCGAAGACCCGCGCGCCCAGGGCUUCACCGUCGUCUCCAAGUCCGAGUUCGCCUCGCUCGAGGACAUGAAGUACUACGACGAUGAAUGCGCCGCCCACGCCGCCCUCAAGGCCUACGUAAAGGAGAACAUCACCGUCUCCGGCUUCAUGUCCGUCUACUUUGAGCCCGCAUUCAUCGCCUAA